CACCCGUUAGAGCGCCCUCCAUUGAUAAAAGACGGACAGGUGCAUAAUAAAAAUGGUCGAAAUGGCAGAGGACAGUGACGAAGAAGAGAGAUUAAGUUUGGAGGAUGAAUUUCAGUGGUUACUUAGGGAGGAGGUUCAUCCAGUGUUACAGCAAUUGCAACAGUUACUCAAGGAAAACACCAGAAGAUUUAACAUUCCCAUUUCAGUCGGGAUGGCCAAGUUAAUCAAGCCCGAGACCUUUGUUCUUUCAAGCUCCAAUGGGGCUGACUACGCGAAAGGAGUAGUGACAUUAGUUGCUGAUAAUAUCUGCCGUGCAGAACUAACAUUACGUUUGCACAGAAAUGCAAAUCAAGUGGCAAAGACAGCCAUACGGGAAGACAUUCCAUGGAAACUACAGCAGGUACAAGAUGCGGGUAAUCAUUUGUACUCGGCGCUAGACGCAGUCUGCAGGAUGGACAUUGAUUACGAGUUCAGAACAGGCAGUGAGGUCACAAAGUUGAUGGAUGAAGUGAUGAAUCAACUGAAGAAAGGCAGGCAUCAGCUGCUGAACCCCAUCCACCCAACGCUGCACGACCUGUACUACAGCAAGUGCUCGAAAGCAUUCAACCCACCCUUGCCAAAUGAGAUACUUAUAGAUUUUUAUGUCCAGGGCAACAAGCUUAAUAUGUGUACCUACUUCUUGCAUCCGGUGCACAUAACCAAGACACCGAGCAAACAUGCUGCAGUAUCCGCAGAGAAAAACCCUGCAAACUUAUUGGAAUUGGGUUCACUGAAGUACGAAGUUACUGGUCAGUACACGGUCAACUGUGCUGUGCCGUGGCUGGGUGAAGCAUUGACGCUCUUCACUGUAGCUCUCCAGACUUGCCAAGAACUUAAGAACAAGAUUGAAGUGUUCUCCACGUACCGCAUUGACGAGGCGACACAGAGGGAGACCUGUUAGAUGAGCAUUUUAUACCGACGGGUAUGGAUACCAAGUUGGGCGUCAGGGUCAUCAAGAAAUAUAUUGUCUUCUCAUUGUGAAUAGAAAAGUUUUUAAUGAGUCUCCUCGGUGUGAAUAGAAAUUUAUAUCAUUAUUGUAAACCGUACUUUGUGUUCUUGAAUCAAGUGACUCUACCCGUGCCACAAUGCUUUACCUAAACGGGGAAAAACCUGGGUUUUGUUUCUAUCAUUAGGACGUUUUGAAAAUGUGCUUUCAAUUUGGCUGGCUGUUGCGCCGGUAUUAGGCAUACGUACAAAAGUUACGCAUGAAUUAUCGCGGGACCGCAUACAUUUCGAAAUUUGUAAGGUAAUUACUCCAUAGCUAAAUUUACUGGGCAGAUUCUUUUAGUUCAAUGUCUCAUUCAAUGUUCUCAAUAACUUUGCGUUGUACAAAAAUUGCAAUUUAAGAACAAUAUCUACAUUUCGAGGGGAAGCUCUGAAAUCGCACGGGUAGAGCAGCUGUAAUGAAAGUUGUGUAUUAUUACCGAUCAAAAGGACUCCCUCAACUUUAUAGAGUUAACACAGAAAAAAGUAUCUUAAAAAGCCAGCUCUUGGAAAUGUCCGGCAAAAUUGAAAUGUAAAUUUCCACCAAUAUUAUGUAAUUGUUUCCCUUUUUUGUAUUCGUGUCAAGGGACACUUCUACUUAACCAAAGUUUUUCUUCCAAAGGUUUCAGGUUUUAAAUACUGUAAUAGCUCUAUCAAAAAAAGUGCCAACUGAGGGUGUUAUCGAAAUUAUUGCAUCUUAACUGAUUUAUUUAGGUUUUCAUUGGGAUCUCGAAUUAUAAAAUGACCUUUUAAAUGGGUCAGCUAAAGUUUGAUAAGAAAUACGACUUGCACGAUUGUCCAUAUCUGGAGGGCUUUUGCCCAUUAUUGACCUGUUUUGGGGGAACUGUUGCUUUAAAAACUCAUUUUGAAGUUCUGUAUAUUUUUGUGUCCAGCACAUACAUACAAGAAUCAGAUCAAAAGAAAAUAUGUUUGUACCGCCGUUUUGAUGUAUGGAAUUAUGGAAGGAGUUUGGAUAAGGCGUGGUUUGAGGGUGGGUGGGAUCAGUGACGAGGAGGGAGGGGCGUGGUUACAUUCUACACCACGCCUUCUCAUUAUUUCAUUCAGUAUUUCUACUUAAUUUUGAAUUUUUCUUCAUUUUACAUUUCCAAAGUUCUGGAUCUUUCAGACAUGUUUGUGCCAGUCUUUAAAUAUACCAGAGAUUAAAUAUAUCGUUUAAUAUAUAUAAAUAUGCGAAUAAAUAAUAAUGAUAGUUAAUUGCUUAUGAAUAGAUAUUAAAUAUGUAUGUCGUUAUUGUGAAGGAUAUAAAUUGAAUUUGUGUCUGAUGUU
This is a messenger RNA of Patiria miniata (bat star), 2310 nucleotides long. It is a transcript of the gene rogdi, whose product is annotated as protein rogdi homolog. Gene Ontology annotation, cellular component: RAVE complex. Lineage: Eukaryota; Metazoa; Echinodermata; Asteroidea; Valvatida; Asterinidae. The transcript has 12 exons. The record is from RefSeq and is a predicted model, not a curated record. The coding region runs from base 53 to 940 and encodes 295 amino acids.